This is a messenger RNA of Aplysia californica (California sea hare), 11984 nucleotides long. RefSeq lists its product as uncharacterized. The record is from RefSeq and is a predicted model, not a curated record. NCBI's taxonomy places the organism in Eukaryota, Metazoa, Mollusca, Gastropoda, Aplysiida, Aplysiidae. Gene Ontology annotation, molecular function: lipid carrier activity. Gene Ontology annotation, biological process: lipid transport.
AUGUCCGGCGCCUCCGAGGACACGGCCAAACUGACCAUCCAGACCAGCGCUGACGUGGAAGUUCUCAGCCCCUGUGAGUUCGCUCUGCGUCUCCGAGGCACCAGACUGCUCCACUCGGACAGCACCGGAACCAUGAAGGCUGCCGACAGAGAAUCACUGUUUCGCCGGGCUGUCGAGGCCUCCGAACUGAGGUUUUCCUUCCAGAAUGGCGUGGUGGCCCAGAUCUGCUCCGGACAAACAGAGGGUGCCUGGGUGACCAACUUCAAAAAGGGUGUGCUCUCCAGCUUCCAAAACAGCAUGGAUGACCUGACAAAGUCCCAGAACCUUACAGAGACUGACAUCGCCGGCCAGUGCCGCACCGAGUACAAACUGGUCAGCGACGGCUACUACAGCGUCAGCAUCAAGAAGAGCAAGGACAUUCUGAGCUGCACCGAGCGCCACCAUAAACUAAUAACUUACUUUCUAUUGUCUCUCCUCUCACAGGAGAUUCAGUCCCUCCCGAUCAUGAAGACCACACAAGAGUGUGAGCAGGACAUCCAGAAGGCCGGAGUUCUCAAGUCCAGCACGUGCACUGAGAUCCACGUCUACAGGCCUUUCGCCGACGGAAACAGUGGUGGGAUGACCGAGGUCAAGCAGACCUUGACCUACAGGACCUCACAGUCUGCCGGCAGGCCCCGUCCAGCCAUGAUCAAAAGUAGGGACACCCUGGUCUUUGGCCACUCCGUUGGUUUGCCAGACCCCAGGACGGCCCGUGCUGAGGUGGAGAAGCACCUUCGUGUGAUCUGUACUACCACCAGGAGUGACGUCAGAGCAGAGUCCCCUCGCCAGUUCUCUGAGCUGGUCAGUGCCAUGCGCUCUCUCUCCCAGCAGGAUAUGGAGGAUGUGCAUAAGAUGCUCAAGACCAAAUCUUUCUGCCCUGAGAACGAGAAGACUUACAAAUUCUUCUUGGAUGCUCUGCCCCUGACUUCCACCGAGGCCUCCGUGAAACUGAUGACGACACUGAUCACCGACAAGGAUGUGAAGGGUGUUCUGGCUCAGGCCUGGAUCGCUUCUUUGGGUUUCGUUCAAGCCCCGACAUCUGAUAUGCUUCUCAUUGCUAAGACUCUGGUGGACACUGAGAUGACGAGAGAAGAGUCCCUCCUGCCUGUCUCCUCCCUGGUAAACAACUACUGCAGGAAGAUGACGUCGUGCGACAAGGACUAUGCCGUGCUCAGCGUCAUGGCCUCCCUCGAGAGGAACAUUGGCUACUACUGCGACGCUUCUGGGAAGAACUUUGAGAAGGUCCUCCUGUCACUGAGAGCCAUCGGAAACGCCGGUCACGCCACGAGAGCCGUAAACGUCAUCAACAAAUGUCUGAGCGCCACUUCCGGUCCUCUGGAGAUCCGUGUGGCAGCUGCUGAAGCCUUCAGGAGGAUGCCUUGUGACGCCCCUAGUGAUGAGCUGUGGAACACUUACGAGAACGGUGACCUCGACUCUGAGCUCCGAGUAGCUGCUUAUCUGUCUCUGAUGCGCUGUCCCACCGACGCCAUUCUGGGCAAGAUGGCCGCCAGUCUGAAGAACGAGGAAGAUGACCAGGUCGGAGCCUUUGUCUACAGCCACCUGACCAAUCUGAGAGAUACCUCCGACCCCCACAAGCAAGACGUCGCCCGUGCUGUGCAGAACCUGGCACUGGACAAGGAAUUCGAACUGAGCAUCCUCAAGUUUUCCCGAAACUUCGAGGCUUCCACACUCAUCAACAAGCUCAACUCAGGAUUCACAGCUGAGAGCAACCUUAUCUGGUCCAGCGUCUCCCAGAUGCCCAGGUCUGUCUCCGGUAAUCUGACAAUUGACCUGUUUGGUCAAGCCAUCAACAUGGUGGACUUUGGCGCUCGUCUUGAGGGAUUGGAGUACCUCAUGAAGAAUCUUUUCGGACCCUACAUGCCAGAGGAUAAUAAAUUCAAGAGCCCCGGGAAAGCAGAAGAUGUGGAAGGCUCAAUCUACGGCCGAUUCUUCGGCAACGAGAUGUUCUUCAUGCACAGCAAGACAAUGACCUCCCCCUUCAAGAACCUUCCCUCCAGCUGGCUCGACGUUCUUAUCCAGCUGUCCAAGAAGCAGGACUACACCCUGACCCAGUCCGCCCAGUUCAUGGACGUCAGCAUGACCAUCCCCACAAUGGCCGGUCUGCCCAUCCACAUCGACGUAAACGGAACCGGCACUCUAGACCUGGUCCUCAAUGGAAAGAUGGACCUCCGCAAACUGGGCUCCUCUCCCCGCUCCCUGGACAUCGAUGGAGAAAUCCGACCAAGCGCUGCUGUUGAGAUCACCGGAACUAUGUCUGUCGACGCCAUGGUGACCAGGACAGGACUGCGCAUGCGCAAUACUCUGCACACCAGCACCGCCCUGAAGGGCCGUGUCCAGCUGGAAAGAGGCCAACGGCUCAACGUGGAGCUUGACACCCCAGAGGACAAGAUGGAAAUCUUCAGCGCCAGGUCCAAGUUCUUCAUCCUCCACAACGACAUGGAACAAGAGCAGGCUAUGAUCAAGGAGAACCGAAAAGAGUUCAAAGUAUGCUCCGGCGACCAGUUGUCCAUACUGAGUGGUGUGGAGCUGUGCGGAGAGCUGAGCUUCGCCAACGCUUCCGUGGCACCCACUGGCCCAUACUUCCCUCUGGCUGGACCCAGCUCCGGCACCCUGACUCUCUACAAGAGAGACUCCCACAAGGGCUACAAGAUCUUUGCCAAGCGUGUUGAGAACAAGAAAUCCAGCAUUGCCCAGAUUUCUCUGAACACCCCGGGCUCAAGAGUGGACCGUGCCAUUAUGCUGGAGCUUGACGUGGACUACCCCAAACAGUCUCUGGACGCUAGCAUGAGAACCCCCUGGAAAAAGGCUACUAUCAGAGGAGUGACCAUCAACAACAAUGACCUGAAAAGCUUCACCGGCAGUGUGGUCAUCGAUGACGUCGACACCUACUCCUUGACCAGUGAGGUGAAGAUUGACAAAACCAAGAGCAAGCUUCAGCUGAGCCCCAUGGUUGAGCUGAGACGUGCAGGAGCUGAGAACGUGCAGCUGACCGGCUUUGUGUCUCUCAUGAGGCCCUUCAAAUCCAUGGACGUUGACCUGUCUGUGUCCGGGCUCAGCAAGAUGCCCUACAACGUCAAGACACUCUCGACAUAGCCAAGAAUCCAGAGUACAACUUGGGUCUGGAUCUCUCUGUGGACCACAAGAAGAAGCACAGCGAGGCUGAAGUGGAACUCAGGUACGGACCUAAUCCAAAAGACAAGACCAAGAAGGUCUUCUGGUCUUCCUCCUUCACCAGGAAGCAGGCGAGCUGGAAGAACGCUGACCUCAACUUCAAGAUGAACGCAGUGGUCCCUGCUCAAGGCGUGGAUGUAAGUGUGAUUGGCCAGCAUGAGCAUACUCCCAAGAUGCUUGACUCCAACUUCAUGUUCAGCUACGGAGGCAAAGGAAAAGACAUUAGCGCUGAACUGACCAUUAAAGACAAGAGCAGCAAAUUGGCAAAGAUCAACGGACAAGCUGUUGUUGCCUGGCCCGGCUCAGCCUACACCCUGACCACCGACUUCGACCAGAAGUCUGAGAAAAAGUACAUCCACGAGAUGAACCUGAAAGACAACAGUGGCAAGAAGCACGCAAUCACCACCAUCUACAGAGUUCCCAAGGAAGACGCAUACGAGCUGACGACAAAUGUGAUGCUGCAUGGUAGGAAACCAAUCACGUUGUCUGGAUCCACCAAUCUUGACCUGAAGAAUUUCGAGAUCUCAGGAGAAGUCAAGAAUGGCUCAGAUACUUACGGUCUCAAAACCAAGGCGAAAGUUACUAAGUCCCCAAGCGCAAAUGUUGUUGUGGAAGUGGUGUAUCCUGCCAGGCGCAUGACCCUGCUCGUGGAUGGAGGAAAAGGAAAGAACAAGGUCAGCGGCCAUGUUGAGGCUGCUUGGAACGUAGACAAGGACAAGAGCGCAAAGGUUGUGAUUGAUGGAUCCGGAUACUUGAAAGCAUCCAAGAAAUCUUCCAGUCUUGGGGGCAACAUCAAGUUCAACUCGCCCUUCGAGAACUACGAAGACAUCAUGACAGCUUUCAAGUACGGAAGUGACAACGGUCAACACGACCUCAACGGCAAGGUGUCGUGGGGUGGAAAGGGUAAGACGAUUCUGUCCAGCCUUACUGUCAAGAAACCCAUAUCUCUGGGAAAUCUGCAGAUGAUGGCAGAGACAAAGAGCCCGUUCAAGGGAUACCGAGUUAUCUCCUUUGAUGUUGACCAUUCCAUGGAACCAAAACUGAAAACUGUUCUCAAGGGCAGAUGGGAAAAGGAAAAUGGAAAACUGACCAUCGAAGGCGAAAACCUUGGAGACAUGUACAGGCGUAACAUCAAGGGAAGUGCUGCACUCAAGUCCACACUGAAAAAUGCCGAGGAGGUCAAGCUGAGCUUGUCUCACUCCGAUGGAAAUGGGCAAAUUUCUUCUAACGCUGCUCUCAUUCACAACGGAAAGCCUUACGGAUACGAAAUGAAAAUAGACCACUCCCAGAACGGCUGGCAGAUCAAGAACGCCGGAGACCUCAUUUUGACUAUGCCCGACAACAGAGUCAAGACAAGCUGGAAGCACAAAAACGGCGAGAGAUACGUCAAAUCAUCUCUCAACUCCAGCUGGGGAAAGAAUCGCCUGCUGGUUGAUGUUGAUGGUUCUCAAGACCUUCUGUCUUCUGGUGCCCUAAGUGGUGACAUCACGGUCAAGACUCCAUGGAAAUCGUUCCGAACCGUUGCCCUUUCUUUAAAACACAAACAAGGACAGGGCCUCAUUUUGAGCAAGGCUUCCCUAAAACAGAACGGAAAAGUGCAAGCUUCUUCUAUCCUUAACUACAACGGUCACCCGUCCGGAUUGGAUAUUGACUUCAAUCUGGUGUCACCAUUCCACGAAGAGAUCAACGGCAAAGUCAACACCAAACAUAGCGCCUAUCCAAUGACUGGCUUAGCUGAAAUUAGUUGGUCUCCUAGGUAUAAGACUGUUAUGGAAGGUUCCAUGAAUCUUGCUUCUUGGGAAAACGCAAAUGUUGACAUGAAGUUGAUCACUCCUCUGAAACAGUACCGCAACAUUGUCUUCAAAGCCUCCAACAAAGACGAGAGGGGAGAGAUGGUAUCUCACAUGACCCUCGACUAUGGAGUCCGAAAGAACAUCGACCUGGAGAGUAGAAUGGCCUUUGGGGACGCCAAGAAAAUGUUCCGGCUCAGAAUGACAACUCCUUGCGAGCACAUGAAAUCCUUGGACACCGGAUUCACCGUUGUAGGCGAUAUUGAGGGCUUCGAUGGAUCCGCAGAUUUUGAGAUGAUCCCGGCUAUUAAUAAAUUCCAAGGGUCUCUCAACUGGCAGUACAGCGAUAACCUCAAGGGAAAUCUCCGCCUGGUAACCCCUAUCCCCGAGUAUCCGUACAUUGAGCUGUCAACCUCCAGCCAGAAGACUGGACAGACAAGGCAAUCGUUCAUCUCGGCAGAAUACUCUCCCCGCCAUAGAUACCGCUUGGACACCACUUACAGUCUCGAGAUGCCGUAUUCAUUCGAAGCCACCAUCAGCUCUCCUUUCCCCGAGUACAACAACCUGGGGGUCACCUUCCAGCACAACCAAGACCCAUCCAAACUAGUGUCUCACGGAGAGGUGCGUUACCAGCCCGACAAGAAGGUUGAGGGCGAUUUGAACGUUGACUGGUCCGAUCUUGUAGAGGGCACGCUCGUGCUCAAGACUCCAAUCCAAGGGUACGAGAAGAGCAAAGUAAUGUUGAGACACAAGGGCGACAAGGGCGACUUCAGCAGCCAUGGAGAGGUGAACUUUGCAGACAAGAGCGUGUCGGCAGACGCCAGCUUCAGCAGCGGCUACACCACGACAGGAAUGUUCACCUUCAACAGCCCUAUCCCUGGCCUGGAAAAAGUUGAAAUUUCCGUGAACAAAAGAGGCAACAUCAAAAACGUAAAAGGUGGCGCCACUUUCGUGCUGAACAAUGUCAAGACUCAAGCAAAUUUCAACCACAAAAUGAAGGACGGAACGUUGAAGUCGACCUUCAGUCUGUCUAACCCCAACAUUAAAGACUUCAAGGUCAGCGUCGACCAUAGUGGCGUCCUGGAGAGUUUCACCAACAAAAUGUCUCUCAACUAUGGCCGUCGUUACGACAUUGACACCAUCCUUGCCUUCGACCACAGACAACCAGACAUCAGCGGUAAUGGCAUGAUCAAAUACAGACUGGACGGUCCCCGAAAUACUGCACGGGUGACUUUCAGCAAGAAUGGUCAAGUUGAGGACAUGGCCUUCAGCGGAACUGCCGCCUUUAACAGAGAAAAUAUCGGCGUACAGGGCUCCUUGAAACUCAUCGGUGGAAUUGAUGGUUCCAUUCAGGUGAGCACACCAUUCGAUGACUUCAGAAACAUCGGAGCCGUACUGACCCAGACUGGACACGUGAACGACUUUAAAUCAGAGGCCAGCGUAACCUACAUGGACGGCAAGAGCAUUACCGGAAAAGUUGACAUGUCUUCCUUUAGUCUGAACAACCUCCGCUUCAAUGCCGAGGUGACAACUCCUUUCCAGGAGCUACAAAAGACGACGGUGAGCGCACACCAUGCCUAUGACGAGUACACCUUAGGUCUGUCCGGAGGCGCUACACUGACAACCACCAUCGGCCAGUUCGGACAAGGCAGCGUCACCUACAGCAAAUCAGGAGAUCUGGACAGCUUCAGUGUUCAGAUCAAUGGAAAAUACGCUGAUAACGAGGCAAUUGUUUCCGCAACAAAGAGCGGGUCUUUGGAUGAUUUCACCGUAGGCGGCAGUGCCAGCUACAACGGCCAAGCCAUCAGCAUGGACGGUUCACUGAACACCAUCAGCGGCAUUGAUGGAUCAAUUAAGGUGAAAACGCCUUUCACGGAUUUCAACAAUGUUGCGAUGAAACUGUCUCACCAGGGAUCAAUCAACGACUUCAAGAGCCAAGCGUCCGUAGACUACAUGGACAACAAGAACGUUAACGGUAUUGUGGAAUUUUCCGCUGACGGUCUCCGAGAUGUGAAGAUCUCCACUGAAGUAAACGCUCCUCGGGAACUUCUGGGAUCCUCUAAGCUAACCCUGAACCACCAGUAUGACGCAUACAGGACAGCGUUCUCGUCGAAUGGCGAUCUGAGCAGUCCUAUCGGUGGAUUUGGACAUGGCAGUUUCCAGAUCAGCAAGACCGGCGGCUAUAGCGAUCUCAAUAUCGAGGGCAAGGCUACUCACAAUGGUCAAGAUAUUGUGGACACCAAAAUCACCAACUCACUCCAGACCCGUUCCCUGAACACCGGUGUGAGUGUGAAGAGCUUUGCGACACCAGACUUUAAGCUGACCGUUGACCAUAAUGGAAUUUUCCUUAACAGCAACACCAAGGCUCGUGCCUCUCUUGGAACUGACAACGUCUUGUCCGUUCAGGCUACAGUCAGCAACAGUGGAGACGUGCUCGACGGACAGGGCCACUUCAGCCUCCUCACCAGGGAAUCUGGCUACAACCAGGGAUCUAUCAACGUCCACAAAGAGGGCCAGAUUGAUGACUUCACCGUGACUCUGACCACUGACCUCAACAAUGAGAAGUAUACCGUAACCGGAGCCUUGAAGGUCAAGGACGAGAUCAUAGGAUCCGUCAAGCUGCAAACACCCAUCAAAGGAUACAGAAAAGUCGGAAUGUCCUUCAAGCACUCUGGCAACCUUGACAGGUUCAACACAAAUGGUGAUGUCACGUUGACUGACGGAAAUCGUUACUCUGCCAAACUCGACUUUUACCGGUAUCUGCUCCAGCGCAUUGAAACAACACUGGAAGUGACGACACCAAUCCAAGGCUACGAAUUCACCAAGUUCGAGUACAGACACGAAGGUAGUCCAGACAACUUCAAAUGCUACCACUCCCUCGAGUACGGAAACUCACAGAAAAUCACAUAUGACCUUCAAGCAAGCACAUCUCCCAACCCUGACUUGAGAAUGACGGUGAAGACGCCAUUUUACAUGUAUGAGGAUCUCUCGGCCUCUGCUUCUCUUGUCAACAACUGGCCGGUCGCUUCCGUCUCCGGCAAGGUCAAUGCUGGAAAUGGCAACGUCGUGUCUCUCCAAGGAGCUCUGGACGUGAGCUCAGACAUGUCAGGCUCCCUGACCGUGUCCACACCCCUGGAGGAUUUCUCCAAUGUCGGCCUUAGUUUCCAGCAUUCUGGUGACCUGAUCAACUUCAACUCAGAGGGAAGAAUCACUUAUAUGGACAACAAAGACGUCUCUGGUAAACUGAAGUACAAACGCAGCGGUGCACGCAUCACUGCCCAGAUCAAGACGCCAUUUCAAGGCUACGAGCUGACCAAAUACGAGUACAAACAGAAUGACAACCAGAACCAGGCUUUCUAUGAGAGCUCCCUCUUGUAUGGAGACAACCAGGAACUGCAAAGUACUGUCAAGGUUGUCUAUUCUCCAAAUCCACAAUUGGCCAUCACUGUCAAGUCACCUUUCAGAAACUACGAAGACAUGAGUGUGUCCUAUUUGCUGGACACCACAGGACCACAGUACAAACUGGAGAGCAACGCCAAUCUGGGCAACGGUCGCUCCGUCACUUUCAAGAGCGGCUUUGAUACUUCUGACGACAUCUCCGCCUUCGCUACCCUGAUCACACCGGUCUCUGGCUACAGGAACCUCGGGGUGGAUUUCAGCCACUCAGGAAACGCCCAAAAGUUUACAUGCCAAGGAAAACUCACUUACGCAGACAGCAAAGACAUCAGCGGAAAGGUCACCUUCUACCGGUAUAUGUGGCGUCGUGUGACUGCUUCUGCCGAAGUGAAUACUCCUUUCUCUGGGUUCGAGAGCACCACAGGUGAGGUGAACUACGAAGACAGGUCCAACAGCAAGAGCGCGUCCGCAUCUUUGCAAUAUGGCGACGCCCAGAAACUUGAAAGCAGUGUCAAGCUGACCUACUCUCCAAAUUACGAUUUGCUCGUGACGAUCAACACCCCCUUCGAGGAGCUCAAGAACGUUCGCGCCGUGGCUACCGCAGACCUCAAUGCCCCAAGCUACAUGGUGACCAGCGGUCUCACAUACGGCUACAACAAAGCCUACUCCGCCAGCGGAAAGCUGAACCUGUUCUCUGCCAAAAAGCUCGACGCUUCCCUUGAGGUGAAAACUCCCAUUGCCGGUUUGGAGAUGACCAAAGUCGAAUAUGACCAUAAAGUCGACGCCUCCAGCAUUGAUGGCUCAGCCGCUUUGAUCUAUGAGAACGGACGCAAGACGGUCAGCGCUGAGCUUCAGUCCAGCAUCUACCCAUCUUUGGACGCCAGCGUCACGGUGAAAACUCCCGUGGAUGGUUAUAGAAGCGUUCUUGGAACCGUGACCUACGACACCUCUUACAACAAGUAUGAGGCUUCCAGCUCUCUCAAGUUCGAAGGUCGCAGUCUCUACACCAUGACCUCUGGUCUUGACUACUCCGUGGAGCCAAUCAGAGCCUUUGCCAAGGUCUCCACCCCAUACGCCGACUUCCGCAACGUGGAGCUGGUCUUGACCCACGAGGGCCAGUUGAACAACUUCAAGUCUACAGCAUUCCUUGCCUCUCCGCUCACAGACAACGUCAACGCCCAGGCAUCCCUGAACUACAACAGCCCAUACGACAUGAGCCUGAGCACAUCCGUGAAGAGCUCACUGUCCGGCAUGGACGACAUCAAGUUUGAGCUGAAGAAUUCUGAUGUGUCAGGCGAGAAGAAGAUGAACGCUGUUGCUGGAUGGACCGACGGUCAAGAGAUCCACACUGACGUCUUGUACCGCACCCAGGAGACCUGGUAUGAAGACAUGGCCCACACUGACGUCAGUCUGUCCACUCCGUUCAAGCUCCUGAGCAGCCUGUCCGUUCAGGCCGAGCAGACGACAAAGAGUCAAGGCCGCGAGGGAAAACUGGCAAUCGACGUGAACGGCGCCCAGCUCCUGGACGUGAGUGGUGAUUACAGCUCUAAGGAUAAACACGAGGCAACCUUGACCUUCAACAACCCAUGGCCCAUGCAGUACACAGCGAAGGGCUUCAAGAAUGAAGGACACAUGGAGGCUGACGUGAUGGCCAACUGGGACAGAGAUGACUUGAACUGCAACGUGCACCUGCUGGCCGUGGUCAACGACAAGUCCGAUUCUUACACCACCGACAGGGCUGUUGACAUCAGUGUGGAGAGGUCAUCCCGCAAAAUGGGCCUGUCCCACACCCAGAAGGUGUCCGACUCUCAGCUGGCCAGCACAGGCAAAAUGUUCUGGGACUCUGGCGAUGAGGACAAGGUCUCCUAUGACCUGACCCUGACUGACAACAACAGACGUAACAAGGUCGUGACUGAUGGCAGCCUCAAGCUGGGUCUUCCUUCCAGAACCCUGGAACUCUCUGGAUCUUUGAGCGGUAGCCCCGCUGCCCAAACUGCCGACGCGACAUUCAGCUGGGACGCAGAACGAGACAGCAGCAAGCAGGUUGGCGUCAAGGCCACACUGAAGAAAGGAAACACACUGCGUGGUGACGUCACUCUCAGCAUGCCCUCCAUCAGAAAGGAGGUCCGCGUGGACGGUGAGCUCAUGCUUAAGAAUGGCCGCGUCAUCCUGGACUCCAAGACCGACAUCUCUUACUCCAGCGACGCCCGCAAGACCUUGACCUUGACUUCCAAGGUUCAAGACAUCUCUGACUACUACAGCAAGUACAACUAUAGCGUGCAGCUGGGCGUGAAGCACCCGUACACCAACAUCGACGUCCAGAUGAACUCCCAUCUGGGCAGUUCUGACGAGCGCAUGACAGUUGGCGUGGAGACGAGCUACCUGACCGCCCGCAGACAGACCAAGAAUUUGGCCCUGCUGGCUGAGAUUAACAAAAUCAAGAAGCAGAUCAGUGUGCAGAUGACCAACCCCAUCAACAAGAUCGAGAUCGUGGGAGACGUUGUGAGCACCAGCCCGUCCAAGCUGAGACUUCUGAACAGGAUUGAUGACACCGAGGUGUUCCGCUCUGAGCUGACGGUCGACACUGACAAGAAGUCUGCUGAGAUCAGCGCAAUUGUGGACUCUGAAACCUUCAGCCUUUCUGCCCAGUACCCAAACAACACCGCCUUCCGUGCGGUCAUCAGCCACUCGACGCCAACCGAGAGCCGUCAGGAGGCCCUGCUGGCCCUCCGCCUGAACACCUCCCGCCUUCUGCACUCCCGUCUGCACUGGAGACCCUCCUCGUUCGCCGAACUGACUUCCGGACUCGAGGAGAGGGCUGCACGCGCCGGGGUCAAGGUCGCUAAGAUGUGGGAGCUGGUCAACGAGGCUGUGGCUGAUGAGGGAACCUGGGCCUACAAAUACUGGAAUGUCGAGGAGAACCUGAAGAAAAACCUCGCAAGCAUCAUGACCCUGCUGAGGGAGAUCGUGGAAGACGAACUCAAAGAGUUCACCAUUCAGACCAAAUCUCUGUACCAGAACCCCAUCACAGUGUGGAUGCCAGAGCAGGGAGAAAUCCAGGUGCAGCUGCCUCUGCCCUUCACCCUCAGGAGGCUGGACCAGGUCCCUGACCUGAGCCCACUGGUCAACAAAGUAGAGGAGAUUGGCCAAGAGGUCGUGUCCUACCUGCCUGACCAGGGCACCUGGAAGGACGUCAAGAAGGUGGUGUCUGACCUGUGGCCCGCCCAGCAAGAACAGGGUGCCGAGGAGUUGCUACGGGACUACAAACCCACCAGGAAGUACCGCCUCUCCAAGAAGGGAUCACGCAAGAUCAAGAAGAUGAGGAAGUACAUGCAGUAAUUGAAACUUCAUUGCAACCAUGACAGGAUACGUCCCAUGGAUUAACCCGCUUAUCCUCUUUAUUGUUUCGUUGUAUAUUGUGUAGAAUCUAGUUUUUGGAACUUUCUGGAAAGCUGUGUCGGAAACCAGUGAAAUUUUAAGUAACACGACAUUAUUUUAUAUUAUAUUGAAUUGUUCAUAUUUCCUGUUUUUAUUAUAAGUCAAUAAAAAGCAUAUAAACAUAAAGAA